Messenger RNA from Nicotiana tabacum (common tobacco), 2014 nucleotides. The record is from RefSeq and is a predicted model, not a curated record. NCBI's taxonomy places the organism in Eukaryota, Viridiplantae, Streptophyta, Magnoliopsida, Solanales, Solanaceae.
UGUUCUUCUUCUUCAUGCUCUGUUUUCUGUCUUCUUCUAUUAUUCUUCUUCUCUUCUAUUCUUCUUUCAAUUUUUUUCACUUUUUAAGCGCUCAUUUUUUGCCCUAAACGACUUCUUUUUCUUCUGUUAUCAUGAUACGACUUCUUUUUCUUCUGUUAUGCUCUGUUUUCUGUUUUUUGUUUUCUUCUGUGAAUUAAUUGUUAUUUUUUUUUGGUUGUUGAUUGUAGUAAAUUUAAUUUGAUUAUUCAAUGGCAUCAAGCCAAAAAAGAGAUCCAGCUUGGGCGUAUGGAGUUGCAGUUGGAAAUAAUAACUCAAGAGUGCAAUGUAUCUUUUGUCAAAAAAUUUAUAACGGUGGAAUACAUUGUCACAAGAGACAUCUAAUCGGUGGUUUUAGAGAUGUCAAAGAAUGUCCAAGUGUUUCGGAUACUAUUAAGAAAGAAAUGAGAGAUUAUGUUGAGAAAAAAAUGAGUUAAAAAAUCCAAUGAGCCAUGGAGCAUCUAUGAUUAAUCUUCUUGAUGAAGAUAGUCAAAUGGAUGAGGAUGACCUUGAAGUCAAUGAUAUAAUGAGGCCACCUCCCUCUAAAUCUCAAAGAAAGAAUUCAACAAGCGGAAGUGGAUCAUCCACCGCCAGUAGCAAUAUGAAAGGUCCUCUUAAUCUUUUUUUCUCACAAAAACCAAAUGAAAAGAGAAAGGGUGAAGCUGUUGACUUAGAAUCUUGUAGGAAGAGUUUGAGGGAGCGUGUUGUAGAUGAUUUUGCAAGGUGGAUGUAUGAUGCGGGGCUCCCUUUUAAUUGUGUGAAUUACACCGAUAGUUUUGGUGAAUUCAUUGAGGCUGUUGGCCAAUAUGGCCCGGGAAUGAAGCCCCCUACCUAUCACGAAGUAAGAGUUCCUUGUCUAAAAAUGAGGUGGAGAAGACAGACAAGUUUGUCGAGGAGCAUAAGGCACAAUGGGAAAGCUUGUGGUUGUUCCAUUAUGAUGGACAAAUGGACUGCAAAAAAUGAAAAAAUGGUCAUUAAUGUUUUGGUGAAUUCUCCGAGAGGUAGUGUGUUUCUUGAAUCUUAUGAUGCUAGUGACUCCUCAACCAAUUCCAAUAAAAUGUUCAACUUGUUUGAGAAGACAAUAUUGAAAGUUGGACCGGAAAAUGUGGUUCAAGUUGUCAUUGAUAACGCAAGUGAGAAUAAAAAAGCGGGUGACAUGUUGAAAGGAGUUUUCCCAAAUAUUUAUUGGACUCCUUGUGCUGCACAUUGUAUCAACUUGAUGUUUGGUGACAUUUUCAAUUUAGCCCCAUAUUCUACAGUUUUUGCUAAGGCGAUCAAGAUACAUUCUUACAUUAGUCAAAGGCCGUUGUUGUUGAACAUGAUAAGGAGAUACACAAAACAAAGAAAUUUGGUGAAAUCGGCUAAGACAAGAUUCGCAACAGCUAUCUUGACCUUGCAUAGCGUUUACCUGCAAAAGCAAAAUUUGCGAACCUUGUUCUUGUCAACCGAAUGGAGUGAGAGUAUCUAUGCAAAGGAAACUCUUGGGAAAGAAGUUGCGAGAUUUAUUAUUGGUCCAUAUUUUUGGAAUGACAUUGUUCAAGCACUUAAAGUUGGUAAUCCUUUGGUUAUUGUACUUCGUUUGGUGGAUGGGGAGAAAAAACCACCAAUGGGAUACAUUUAUGAAGCCAUGGAUAGGGCUAAAGAAGCUAUUGAGAAGGCAUUUGAUCAUGAUAGGAGGAAAUAUGAGAGAGUGUUUGAAAUCAUUGAUAAAAGGUGGGAUGAUCAGCUUCAUCAACCUUUACAUGCAGCAGGGCAUAUUUUGAACCCCGGAUUGUUUUACACAAACAAUGAGAACAAGACUUUAGAUUUAAACGUUUGGAAGGGGUAUCAUGCAUGUGUUGCGAAGUUGGUGCCAGAUGAAGCGAUGCAAGACAAAAUAGGGCAAGAGCUUGGUGUGUAUAUGCAAGCCGAUGGAAUUCUUGGAUUAGCUUCGGCCAUUAGAGGCAGAAUCAAAUUGGCACCAGUUAUUAACUUCUAA